UGUUUUACAAAUUACAAUAACGGUAGAUGAAGGGAAAAAAUGUCGGUGAAUCGGAAAAUGGGCAGCAGAGAGCAACAGGACAUUCACGCAGCGGCGAGGUCCGGCGACCUGAUUGCAGUGCAAUCGAUUCUUGCCUCCAAUCCUCUUCUUGUCAACUCUCGAGAUAAGCACUCAAGAGCUCCUCUGCAUUUAGCGGCAUGGGCUGGGCAAGCUCAGGUGGUAAGUUAUCUAUGCAAGCAAAAGGCUGAUGUUGGUGCGGCGGCCAUGGAUGACAUGGGUGCGAUUCAUUUUGCUGCCCAAAAGGGACAUUUAGAAGUUGUCCGAACUUUACUUAUGUCAGGGGUUUCUGUCAAAGCUGCCAACCGCAAGGGCCUGACCUCACUUCACUAUGCUGUCCAAGGAUCCCACUUGGAUCUUGUCAAGUACUUGGUAAAGAAGGGUUCGAGUCUCAGUGCAAAGACCAAAGCAGGAAAAUCUCCUCUUGAUCUUGCAAGCAAUGAAGAUAUCCGCUUGUUUUUGGUGGAAUGUGAAAAAUCACUCAAGCAAGGAAAUGCAAAUGUUACAGAGAAGGAUGAAAAAGUUGGUGCCAAGCCAUCACCACAGGAUGGAGCCGAAAAUUCUGGUGAAGAAGAUACUUCUGUUGAGCCCAAUGAAGAGCAUGAUGAAGGUGUGAAGAGGAAGAGUGUUGAAGACGAUAGUCAUGAAGCACCACCAGAACCCAAAAAGACAAGAGUUGCACUCAAUCAUCUUCUAAGUGCAGAUGACACUGAAGAAGAUGCAGAGUAAAUUUCAAGGUUAUAUAGUGUAGAGAGUAUUUUUUUAAAUUUUAAGGAGAUAAAUGUGUAGGGAGUAAGGAAACUACUACCUCUUACAUGACAACAGGAACUACUGUUACAGAAGCAGCAUAACUAGUUCUUCCACCUGUAGGUUUAUUACUUUGUUCUUUCUUAGCGGUUUCUUGUAGUGUUUCCCUUUCUUGCUGGAUUCAUACAAAAAAAUGUUACUCCCCGGCGCUGCUAUUCACAAGGGCAUCUGACAAGUGACAAUACCAUGACCAUGCCAAUGUUACUACA
Molecule: messenger RNA, 1073 nt
Organism: Tripterygium wilfordii
Lineage: Eukaryota; Viridiplantae; Streptophyta; Magnoliopsida; Celastrales; Celastraceae
Product: ankyrin-1
Exons: 2
Coding region: 40-786 (248 amino acids)
Biological process (GO): positive regulation of transcription by RNA polymerase II
Cellular component (GO): nucleus
Molecular function (GO): protein binding; transcription cis-regulatory region binding
Source: RefSeq, a predicted model, not a curated record